CAGGGAGCAACAAAAUAAUCCCAUUUACACGCUUCCUCGAGCGGCAGCGAUGGUGUAAAGCAUAUUGACACGCAUUGAUGGCAGCGCUCGCAACAAUGCAACCACUCAAACGCCCAAAAAUAGCCGAGGACUCAACCUGCGUGACCCUCGCCUGCUCUCUCCUCGAGGACCUGAGCAGUGCGGAUGCCGUGUCGAGGCGCUGGCGCGCUGCGUUGUCCGACGAGGCGCUCUGGCGACGGCACGUCAUCGCGCGAGCGCAGCGACGAUCACGCGACGACGACGACGUCGAGCCGUUGGUCCGCUGGCGCGGCAGCUGGCGCGCGACGGCGCUCGCGCGUGCGACGGCGCUCGCGUCAAGAGACGACUGCUGUGACGAUGCCAGCGAAAGCGAGACCACGGACGAUGACGCUGCGGCGAUCGUCGGCGACGCGUGCCAGCGACGCUGCGCCAAGGCCGCGCGGCCCGCACGCCUCGCCGCCGCCUUCGUGCCGCCACCAGACACGUGGGCCGUCGCCGCGCUGGCCAAACGGCGGCCAAAUCGGCGGCUCCGCUGCGUCGCGCAGGGCGAGCCCUCCGACGUGACGAUGCUCGCUCAGGAUUAUGCGGCCUACGUGCGUCGGAACGCGGAUGCGGAGCCGUUGAUGGUCAUCGACGACCGCGUGCCGCAAGACGGGACGUGCACCGCCUACCCGGCGGUGGCGCCCAUCGUCGCGGGAGACCAUCUCGCCGAGCUGGCGCGCCGCGACGACGUCGAGCCCGCCGCCGCGGCCGACCUACAACGCGAGCGCAAGUACGUGCUCUGGGGCGGCGGGGGCGCCGGCAGCCGCUGGCACGUCGACCCCUACGGCACGGACGCCUGGAACGCGCUCCUGGCCGGCCGGAAGCGCUGGGCGUUCUAUCCGCCCGGUGCGACGCCGCCGGGCGUUGACAUCGUCCCGCGCUUCGUGUCCGCGUCGCGGACGCUCUGGACGACGACGCCCGCGGCGGCGGACUGGUUCGCUCGGGAACAUGGCGCCCAGAUCGUGACUCAGGAGGCGGGCGACGUUGUUUAUAUUCCUGCCGGCUGGUGGCACGCGACGCUCUGCGAGACUGCUUGCGUCGCGAUCACGCAGAACGUGAUCUUCGCGCACAACGCCCGCGCGGCCCACGCGCUGAUGGCGCGGUCGAAGCCGUCCCUCGCCCGCGAGCUCGCGGCACUCGUCCGCCGGCGCCGCGCCGACGACUGA
This is a messenger RNA of Pelagomonas calceolata, 1226 nucleotides long. The record is from the annotation of a GenBank genome assembly. NCBI's taxonomy places the organism in Eukaryota, Pelagophyceae, Pelagomonadales, Pelagomonadaceae.